CAAUGAUGAUUAAGUCGUAUUUGAGACAAGGUGAGACAGAAGAGGUCUCCAGCCCUCUGCAGUGGAUGGAUGGUGACAUGAGCUCACCUGAUGGCGAAACAUCAGGCUCCUCACAGCGUUACGGAGCGGCGGGACUGAGCCAACAAGGCAGGGAGCUGGGCAGUGAGGAUGCUGAGGAAGAUGAGGAAGAUGAAGAGGAAGGACAGCAGGAUGAAAAUGGGUCCAAACGACGAGGGUCAAAAAAGAAGAGAAUGACCAAAGCCCGGCAGGAGCGGUUUCGUGCCAGGCGUAUAAAAGCUAACGCCAGAGAGCGCUCGCGUAUGCACGGCCUGAAUGAUGCGCUUGAAAACCUGCGCAGCAUCAUGCCCUGUCACUCCAAAACCCAGAAACUGUCCAAGAUUGAGACCUUACGACUGGCCCGCAAUUAUAUCUGUGCGCUGUCUGAGGCCCUAGAGGGGGGUGUGUCCACGGAGAGCAGGGCCUUCAUGGAGACGCUGUGCAAAGGUCUCUCACAACCCACCACCAACCUGGUGGCCGGCUGCCUGCAGCUGGGCCCAGGUCCCGGUGUGGGACUGAGGCCUGAAGACAGACCCGGGACUCAUGGUCCAGCAGCUCUCAGUGGGGUGGUGAGCUACUCUUCACCAGGCCUGCCAAGCCCUCCUUACGGUAGUUUUGACUCUGCUCACCUCCUUCACUUAAGGGCAAUGAAAGCAGGCGCAUAUGAAAAUCACUCCUCAAAUGAGUACAGUGGCGGCAGUGUCGGAACCCCUCCGUAUGACAGCCCCCCUACACCGCCUCUCAGCAUCAGCAACAACCUGGUACCCAAACCAGAGCUGUCGCCUCACUACCUCCCACCGCAGCAGUACUCCCCCACCCCCGUGGACCAGAAUCAGAACCUGUAUCACAGUCAAAAUGUUUACGACUUGCACUUACAGGGGCCAUAUGACUCCUACCACACACCUCACAUGCCCCCACGACAGAUAACCUCCAUCUACAGGGACUAGAAGAAUCAAGUGGGUCAGCCAUCAAUACUACCCGGAUACACUCUUUGAUCCAAAUGUUGACUGAUUCUUGAUGUCUGCUCUUUGGACUUUAAAAAGGUACAGUGUGUAGGAUUUAGGGGUGUUUAUGUGCAGAAAUGGAAUAUAACAUUCAUAACCAACUGUUCACUAGUGUAUUAGUACCUGCAACA
This is a messenger RNA of Thalassophryne amazonica, 1192 nucleotides long. Its product is annotated as neurogenic differentiation factor 4-like. Bases 3 to 1004 code for a protein of 333 amino acids. The transcript has a single exon. Gene Ontology annotation, molecular function: protein dimerization activity. The record is from RefSeq and is a predicted model, not a curated record. NCBI's taxonomy places the organism in Eukaryota, Metazoa, Chordata, Actinopteri, Batrachoidiformes, Batrachoididae.